Verruconis gallopava is the source of this 357-nucleotide messenger RNA. RefSeq lists its product as uncharacterized. The transcript is spliced from 2 exons. Bases 1 to 357 code for a protein of 118 amino acids. The record is from RefSeq and is a predicted model, not a curated record. NCBI's taxonomy places the organism in Eukaryota, Fungi, Ascomycota, Dothideomycetes, Venturiales, Sympoventuriaceae.
AUGGCAAGCAAAUAUGAUCCACCUCAAGGGCCGCCACCUUCGUAUCCUUCGCAACCCGCACCGGUUCACUACGACGCUGGUCCAGCCUCGUACGGAAACAAUCAACAACCAUACUAUCAGGGCCAAGCGCAAGAUUACUACGGCCAGUCAAAUCAAGGUUACUACGGCCCUCAGCAGGGCUAUCCUCCCCAGGGCUAUCCUCCGCAGGGGUACUACCCACAAGGUGGCAUGUAUUAUCAGCAGCCGCAAGGCUAUUUCGGAAACGACAGAGGAGGCAGCGGCGGCGCGGUAGCAACAGGUUUGUGUGCGGGCCUCUGCGCGAGCUUGUGCUGUCUUGACUUGUGCCUGUUCUUCUGA